Messenger RNA from Exserohilum turcica Et28A, 4269 nucleotides. RefSeq lists its product as uncharacterized. Gene Ontology annotation, molecular function: zinc ion binding; DNA-binding transcription factor activity, RNA polymerase II-specific; DNA binding. Bases 1 to 4269 code for a protein of 1422 amino acids. NCBI's taxonomy places the organism in Eukaryota, Fungi, Ascomycota, Dothideomycetes, Pleosporales, Pleosporaceae. The transcript has 11 exons. Gene Ontology annotation, biological process: DNA-templated transcription; regulation of DNA-templated transcription. The record is from RefSeq and is a predicted model, not a curated record.
AUGCACGCCCAGGUCAGCAGCGUCCCCAUACAAGUCCAAGUAUACUGCAAGUCCAAGUAUACCAGCGGGCCGACGCCAAUCACGGCUCCUUUAGGCGCCAGCGCGCCAGCAGAGCGUGCGAAAGUCCGCUGCGAUGCCGCCUCGCUCGGCAUCCCGUGCACAAACUGCACUGCCUUUGGCAUCGAGUGCCGCAUCCCCCAGCCCAAGCGCAAGAAGACGCAGGCGGCCCGCGCAAAGGAUGUCGACAGUGAGCGCGGAGACAGCGACGACCGCUCCCCCGCCAGCACCUCGGUCGACGCGCGCGAGAGAGCCACGGCAUUCAGCGCCGAGGACGGCACCCCCUCGACCACGGUCUCGUCGGCCUAUGCCGCCCAGCAGGCCACGCACAACGGCACUUACGCCCAGUUCAUGAAGCCCAAGUUCGCCCGCGCCCCCAUCAAGGAAGCCGGCCGCGUCGCAUAUCUCGGCGAGUCGUCCAACCUGUCGCUGCUCGUCCACGACCGCUAUGGCACCACCGACGUCGUCCACUACCCCCUGCCCGAGAAUGUGCGCGGCGCCAAAGCCCGCGUCAACGAGAUGGACAACAUGGAGAUUGAGAUACUGCACCAGCGCGGCGCCUUCCUGCUGCCCCCGCGCGCCCUGUGUGACGAGCUUGUCGAGGCCUUUUUCAAAUGGGUGGCCCCCGUUGUCCCCGUCAUCAAUCGCAGCCGCUUCAUGCGCCAGUACCGCGACCCCAAGAACCCGCCUUCGCUUCUUCUGCUGCAGGCCAUUCUGCUCGCCGGCUCGCGCGUCUGCACAAACGCCCAGCUCAUGGACUCGAGCGGCUCGACCACGCCCGCUGCCAUGACCUUUUACAAGCGCGCCAAGGCCCUCUAUGACGCCAACUUUGAAGACGACCGAGUCACCAUCGUCCAGGCCCUCAUUCUCAUGGGCUGGUACUGGGAAGGCCCCGAGGACGUGACCAAGAACGUCUUUUACUGGACGCGAGUCGCAAUCGUCGUCGCCCAGGGCUCAGGCAUGCACCGCAGCGUCGAGGGCUCUCAGCUCUCCCGCUCCGACAAGCGCUUGUGGAAGCGCAUCUGGUGGACCUUGUACAGCCGAGACCGUUCGGUGGCAGUCGCGCUUGGCAGGCCAGUGGCUAUCGACCCCGAAGACUCGGAUGUCGAGAUGGUCUCGGAAGAUGACUUUAUUGACGAUGAGACGGAUCACCCGGCUGAAUAUCCGCCAGAUCCCGUGCACGUGCAGUUCUUCAUCAACUAUGUCAAGCUGAGCGAGAUCAUGGGCCUGGUGCUCUCGCAGCAGUACUCGGUGGCGUCGAAACAUCGCAGAGGAAACGCCAUUGACCUCACACACAGCGACAUGGCGCUUGCAGACUGGCUGCAACACUGCCCACCAGAAGUGCAAUGGGACCGCAGCCGCCACCACUUCUGGGCUGCCUUGCUCCACUCCAACUACUACACCACGCUCUGUCUUCUGCAUCGGGCGCACAUGCCGCCGGCAGGCUCGCCAAAGGCAAACCACUUGGACGGCUUCGGCGAAGAGCAUACCUAUCCUUCGAGAAACAUUGCCUAUCAAGCGGCCGCCAUGAUCACGUCCAUCAUUGAGAACCUUCGAGCCCAUGACGAGAUUCGCUUCACGCCUGCAUUCAUCGUGUACAGCUUGUUCUCGGCACUCAUCAUGCAUGUGUAUCAGAUGAAAUCCUCAAACAAAUCCAUCGUCUCGGCAACGGAGCAGCGCUUGCAGAUUUGCCUGGAUGCACUGAAGGAGGUUUCAAAGGUCUGGCUCGUUGCAAAGAUGGUUCACACUCUGUUCGAGUCUAUUCUCGGUAACAAGCACCUAGAGGAACGUCUACAGAAAGCCGCGGGUAGAAACCACAAGAAAAACAAGGUCCCUUCCGUGCCGGCCCCACCCCCGCCAAAGCCUGUUCAGGAAUCGACCAAGCGCAAGUUUGACGACAUGGACCUAGGCUUCCCUGUUCCGAGUGGGCCUCCCGCGGCCCAGGUAUCGUACGAACGUUCAAGGCCACAGACACCUGCAGUCACACCUUCGCGCGACCUGCAGCCCCAACAGCAGAUGCCUCAGAUGACUACAGGGUCGCCGCAAAUGAACCGCCAAAACCAAGAUGCCUUCAUGGGACCCUCACGCUCUGGAACGCGUCCCACAACCCCGUUCAAUCCAUCUUACUCGUACCCAGGCACACCACCCGACCUGUUCUUAGUCACCCGCGACACGCCAAACAUCAGCCAGGAGGUCUGGCAAAAUUUCCAGCCAGACCAACUGUUUCCUGCCGACACACAAGUCAAUUUUCCGCAAAUGUCACCAAUGCAGAACCAAAGCCUUGUGGAUCCCGCGUUAAGUCAGCCCCAAAGCAUACCCAUGCCUCAACAGGCUGCGGGUAGUCAGCAGGCCAACGUAAGCAUGGUGGGAUACGAGCCGAACCACACUCAGGCUUGGCAGCAACAAAUGGAGAUGAUGUCUCAAAAUCAGCAGCAGCAUGGUGGACAGGACGAUGCUUGGAGCAACAGCUCUGGAGGCCGACACAACCCCAUUGUUCCCAUGAGCUUGAAUGUGGAUGACUGCGUCCUUUGGCUUUCGGAACCUCCAACUUCAUGCACGCGAGACGGGGACAAUGACAUCGUGAUCUCGACAUACCCACGCACCCACGAGUCGGCUAGCAAUACGGUAAUCAGGUUCGUGAACAAUCCCUCAACCGGCAUCCCUUCCAUGUUCCAAGCACAACAAAAUCCAGGCCGUGGGGCUCCCCUAGGCGCGAAUCGGUUACAAAACGGCAAGAUGGGAGGCGCGUCUCAAUGGGGGUUUGGAGCACCCAUGGGCGCCCCAGGACUAUCCAACGCGCAAACACGGACAAACAACGGUGCCAUGUCAAGCUUCGCACAAGCAAUGGGUGGUUCGCAGCCACAUACGCCGCUCAACCUCGAGGAGUUCCCCUCAUUAUCAGGCGCACCACAGACGCAGCAAAACACGUCUGCGCAGCAGAUGUGGGCCAACCCGACUCUGCGAACCACGCAGCAGAAUCAACAGAACACCAUAGGACGGCCACAAGGACAAGGUCAACAGCAGGGCCAGGGACAGGCUGGGCAAGCUGCGAGCCAGCAACACCAGAAUCAGGGCCAGGAUGACUCAUCGCAAAGUCAGUUUUCGGGAGCCGGUGAUGACUAUCGGUUUGGUGGACAAGGUGGUGUCGGACAACUCGGAGGCGUCCAGCCACAGACUGGCAACAUUGAGGAGUUUCCCCCAUUAGGCGGUGCUGGCGGAGACAUUGCUCCAGACCGAAGAGCAGGGUUGAUACAAAAUGCCGCGGCAUUCGGUACCAAUACGAACAGCGCGUUUCCCGGACUCGGCCAAACACGGAAUGGCCUCUCGAGCCCGACAGACAGCCAACAAGAUCGAAGCAUUAACCCCACCGUGGGUGGGAGGGGGCUUCCGGGUGCAGGUAAGCAACUGUCAAACGGCGAGAGAUUUCAGUCAUUCACACAGUUAGCAUCACGAACGCCCUUUGAGAAUAUGCGAGCAGGUAAUACAUCACCAGCAAUCAUUAAAGAGGACGGGCCCCAGAUAGGCAUGCGGACUGGCGGCGACCUUGCUCCAGGCGCUCAACGGCCUGGACAAAACCAGUUCGAGCAGACAUUUGGAACAGAGGGCCUCGGUUCGCCAAAUGCGCAGAGUAUGCCACACAAGAAGCUGUCAGAGAUGACCGACUCGGAACGAUACGGCUUGCCUGGACUGCUUUCUAUGAUUCCAAUGGAGAGCCCCGACUAUUCCACCUUAGCCAUGGGCCAAGAUCUAACCGUUCUAGGCUUGGACCUCAGCCGGCCUGAUAACUCACCAUUACAUCCCACUUUUGGCUCACCAUUUGUGGAAUCCAACGUCAAGCCAGUAAUACCACCGGAUUUUACACUACCGGCAGCAUACACCGUGACCAAUGUACCGCCACUUCAUACAAAGAUGACCAGCUUCUCGGCAGAGACUCUUCUCGCAAUAUUCUACCAAUAUCCGAGGGACAUUCUGCAAGAGAUUGCUGCACAAGAACUGUACAACCGCGACUGGAGGUGGCAUAUCAAGCUCCAGCAGUGGAUGAUGAAAGACCCAGAUCUCCCAGCGCCUAUUCGACUUUCACCAAAGGAGGAGCGGGGUUGGUAUCUCUUCUUCGAUGUCAACAACUGGAGAAGAGAAAGGCGAGAGUUUGAGCUCAACUACGACCACCUGGACCAACGCCACGGCAGCCCUGCAAUGGCAGGACAGAUGUAG